AUGGCAGAGACUCCAAUCCUACCAGCCUCAUUCUUCUCUCCAUCUGUGUCUCUCCCCCCACCCACGCAGCUGCGGUGGUACAUGUGCGUCGUGGUAACGCUCUCCUCACUCAACUACCCCGAUGUAAUCCCCCAAGUCUACGCCCACCUCGACAGCGAGCUCCUAUCAACCCUCUCCCCAGAAGACCGCUUCAGCGCCGUACGCAAGCUUCGCGAGGGUCUAAUCAAGUCGACUGGUAUCGCCGGCGCCGCACGCACCGGCAACGCGAUGCGCACUCUCGCCAGGUGUAUCCCGGAAGAACUGCAGGAGAAGACGUCGCCGCGCUCGCAGGAGUCGGACACUGUCGCCCGCGAGCGAGGCAAGGCGUUUUGGUCGAGGAUUUAUGCGCGUAAUAAGGCGUUUGAUCCCGGGGCGUCGGUGCGGGCGAGUCCUGAUUAUGCGUUUGUUGUUAGAGAGGUGCUUUAUGCCCGCAUAUUCUCCUUUGAUGCUGUCAUUGACGAUUUGUUGACGGGGUAUAUUAUCGUCUCGGCGCUGUAUGGGAUGGAUUGUCCCAACCAGCUGCAGAACCAUAUGAAGGGGAUGUUGAUCAAUGGGGCUACCAAGGAGGACCUGGAGGAGCUUCGUGAUCUUUGUUUAGGGCUGGCAAAGAUACUGGGUGUGCGAUCUAGACAUCCUCCGCCGUUGAUCCCAGAGAAGCCGGAGGGGGAGACAAGUGGAUGA
Molecule: messenger RNA, 720 nt
Organism: Aspergillus versicolor CBS 583.65
Lineage: Eukaryota; Fungi; Ascomycota; Eurotiomycetes; Eurotiales; Aspergillaceae
Exons: 2
Coding region: 1-720 (239 amino acids)
Source: RefSeq, a predicted model, not a curated record